AUGGAUAUUGCGCGAGGUCAAACAUUCGGAAUGCUCCGAUCGGAUAAUGAAGUUCCUGCAAUCUCCGCGGGCAUAGACCGGAGCUCUGCUCACAGCAGUAUCUCAAGCAGGCCGAGACUGGCUCAAUGCGACCGAGUGGUUGCUACGAGGAGCCGACAAACUAUUGGGGCCAACAAUGAGUCGCAAGAAACAACCGACACCCUAACCCUAAACAAGUUCACUUCAAGUGAGGCAUUGGAGGACGGUGUUUUGGAUGAGGUCGCUCCGCCAGAGGAGAUGCUGGAUCGUGCAUUGCAGCUUGCCAACAAGGUCAAGUCUAAGGCAAAGAUGGGGGUUUACGGAUUACUGAGGGGAGAGCUUUAUGGCGAGGCUUUGAGAGCGUUCCAGCAGAUUAGUUAUGUUCAUUCUCGCCUCAAUUCCCGCCAGGCAAAGGUCAAGCUAUAG
Messenger RNA from Fusarium poae, 444 nucleotides. RefSeq lists its product as uncharacterized. NCBI's taxonomy places the organism in Eukaryota, Fungi, Ascomycota, Sordariomycetes, Hypocreales, Nectriaceae. The record is from RefSeq and is a predicted model, not a curated record. The transcript has a single exon. Bases 1 to 444 code for a protein of 147 amino acids.